UUUCACUUGAAACAUAACCCAUGUGGAAUGCCUACACAAAAUUUUUAUCCAUUUGAUGCUAGCAAACCGCACAUCUUUUGGAUAGUUUACAUGAUGGAGGCCAAUUACUGUGUUCAUAUAUGUUAUGCGUUUUCUCUAGCAACUGCCAUGGUUACAGGACUAUUAAUACAUAUCAUUGCACAAUUAAAAAAUUGUGGUGCAAUGUUUGAAAAUGUUUUUAAUGAAAAUGAAGAAAAUCUAAAUGGUUUUAAGGAUGCUGCCAAAAGAAAAUUUAUAACUUGCGUUAAAUACCAUCAAGAGAUAUUAUUAUAUACGGAAAGAGUGUUUAAUGUCUUCAGCCGCAUGUUGAUUAUUUACGUUACCAUGACAUCUUUUACUCUAGCAGUCAUAAGUUAUCAAAUAGCUAAUUCGAAGACCAAUUAUCAGGACAGAUUGAGAUACGCCAUGCUUUUAAUUGGUUGGCUUGUGUUAUUCUUUAUGGUAUGUUACUAUGGCCAAAAAGUUAGUGAAGAGUCUAUGAAUGUAGCUGGAUCGGUUUACAAAAGUAAAUGGUACGAAUUUGAUAUCGAUGCAAAGUUGCGAAAAAAUAUAAUUUUGGUAAUUGCUAGAGCCCAGAAACCUUUGACAUUAAAAGCCAAAUAUAUGGGUACUAUUUCCUUAGUGCGAUUUGUGAGAGUUCUUAGGAGAGCUUACUCAUUUUUUACAUUAUUAUUGGCAGUUACCGAUAAUUAAAAAGGACGAGUUAUAUUUAUAUGCAUUAGUCGACACCAGCACUCCAUACUUAAAUUAUUUCUAUUCUCAAUAUAUAUUAAGCAACAUAAUAAAAUAGAAUAGAUAUAUCAAAUUUAAGCAGUAAAAUUUUAGAAAAUAGGUACCUAAGUAUGUCCAGGUGGAAAUCUACGCUAUCGAAAGAUGCGUACAACUUAUCUUAGAUAAGCACUAUCGGAAAGAAGAAAUAGGUAUCUCAUCCGAUAAUAAUCAAGCAACCUUAAAAGCGAUCGACUCAGUAACCAUCAACAUCAAUUCGAAUUGGGAUAAUAAAUAAUAAUGUAUUUAACACGUCGUUUCUGGCAUCAUAUUCUCCCUCUGUGUAUGUAGCUUGCAAUGCCACCUUGGUUGAAAAUCUUAGAAAAUGGACAAAAUGCAUUUAGUAAGUCUGCUCCUCAUAUAAGAAGAUAGAAGUGACGACAUGCCGCAAGCUGUUUUACCUUAAAAUAAUUGAAUGCUACAUCUACAUCUUACGGAGAUCUACGAUCCUACGUACGUUGAUUGCCAACAAAAGACGUUAAAUCAAUUUUAUAUAUUUUUUUAUUUUGUAUAACAAAAGAAUUUGUAGCGUUUACAUACUUAAUGUAAUACUAGAUAUAUGCCAUAUGUGUGUGGUAUACUGUAUAUCUACUAUUCAGAGACAGAAUAUUCCCACGCUUAUUAUUUUAUAAAUUUCCUUCACAUAUUUACAUUUGUUUGUAUAUUCCCUUUGAUUUA
Molecule: messenger RNA, 1485 nt
Organism: Sitophilus oryzae (rice weevil)
Lineage: Eukaryota; Metazoa; Arthropoda; Insecta; Coleoptera; Curculionidae
Product: odorant receptor 67c-like
Exons: 5
Coding region: 28-732 (234 amino acids)
Biological process (GO): detection of chemical stimulus involved in sensory perception of smell; sensory perception of smell
Cellular component (GO): plasma membrane
Molecular function (GO): olfactory receptor activity; odorant binding
Source: RefSeq, a predicted model, not a curated record